Messenger RNA from Staurois parvus, 477 nucleotides. The record is from the annotation of a GenBank genome assembly. NCBI's taxonomy places the organism in Eukaryota, Metazoa, Chordata, Amphibia, Anura, Ranidae.
UGCACUUUCCUGUUCUCGGCUGCACUUUCCUCACGCUGUCAGAUCGUGAGGAAAGUACUGCCGAGAACCGGCAGUUGUCAGAGCGAGGAUCGGCACCGAUCGUCAGGGCACUGAUGAUCAGUGCCCUGAUGAUCGGUGCCCAGCAGUGCCACCCACAAGUUCCGCCCACCUGUGCCCAGCAAUCACCCACCUGUGCCCAGCAAUGCACCCACCUGUGCCACUCUGCAGUGUCACACACCUGUGCCCAGAAGUGCCACCUACCUGUGCCCAGCAGUGCCACCCACCUGUGCCCACCACCCACCACCUGUGCCCCCACCAGUGCUGCCCACCAGUGCCGCCCACCAGUGCUGCCAGUCAGUGCCACCAGUCAGUGCCCAGCGGUUGUGCCAGUCAGUGCCCAGCAGUGAUGCCAGUCAGUGCCGUUUAUCAGUACCCAUCAUCAGUGUCACCUAUCAGUGCCGCCUAUCAGUGCUGCAU